AUGAAUCUCUUUGGGCGGCAAGCGAUUGAAGGUGCUCUUCCUCCACCACCUGGAGUGACUCCAAAUUUUGUCAACCCGCCUAGCAUUGCUAAAUAUAAUGUUCUUUGUCAGGCCGUCUGUGUACCGGUUGUCACUGUAUUCGUAGUCAUACGAUUGUAUACGAGAGUCUUUAUACAUCGAAAAACAACGGGAGAUGACUUGGCUUGGUAUGGCGCUGGAGUCCACCAAUGGGAUGUUCCAGCUACAGAUAUCAAAAUGUUUGGAAAAUUAGUUUAUGUGACUCAGAUGUUGUACGGGCCGCAAGUCUUUGCGACCAAGGUCGCAAUUCUACUUCUAUUGUCUCGCAUAUUUGGCGUCAGCAAUAAGAUGUUGUGGGCGAUACGAGUGCUGAUCGGCUUGAUGGCACUAUACUAUGUUCCUGCAACAGCAGCAAAGAUAUUCAUAUGCUGGCCGGUCGCCCAUUUCUGGGACCCUCUAGCCAGAAAAGGCACUUGUCUUAACGAGAACUCGAUAUUCCUUGCUGAUUGUACCAUGAGCAUUAUUAGUGAUUUUACGAUUUUGUUGCUACCAAUACCACUGAUUUGGGGAUUGAAAACUCGUACAAUGCGGAAGAUUGGGGUCUCGAUCGUGUUUGGAGCCGGCAUUUUAGCGUGCACCGCAAGUGUUCUGCGUCUUUAUGAAACACUACAUCUUGGGGGUACUCUGGACAAGACUUAUGGUCUAGUACCUAUACUCCUCUGGAGGCAAGUGAACAUCGGCAUUAUCUGCGGCUGUUUGCCAUUUCUCCCAUCCUUCAUUAAAAUGACGUUCUUCAAGUCUCCAAGCCCGAACGAUUCCACGGAAAACAGUAGUUAUUAUCGUCUGGAACGAAUAUCAAAACCAAAGCGCAACGUUGAUGAUUCUAUCUUGCGAACACAAACGAGAAUGGACGAUUCGGAUGAGCGCUUAAACGUGGAACAAUCUACACUUGCACAAGUUAAUCAAGGCAACAAUAUAGGAAAAGGGGCUGGGAUAAUGAAGGAGAUAGAAAUCGAUCCAAGGAUUUGA
Molecule: messenger RNA, 1047 nt
Organism: Botrytis deweyae
Lineage: Eukaryota; Fungi; Ascomycota; Leotiomycetes; Helotiales; Sclerotiniaceae
Exons: 6
Coding region: 1-1047 (348 amino acids)
Source: RefSeq, a predicted model, not a curated record